UAAAUUGGACAGCAUUUUCCGCGCCCCUACCACCAGCAACCCAAAAAAAUACCUAACGACGUUAGCAAGCCAAUCCGUCGCUCGGUUUGUAGAUCUGAAAAUACUCGCAACACAACACAACACAGUUGAACUCCGCUGUUCUUGAAUUCUCCGCCUCAGUCGCCUACUCUCUCUCUGCAUUCUGUAUAACGAAGUUCGUUUCCACGAUCGACAAUGGUAGAGAUGAAGUUUCUAGGGAUUGAUUUUGGCUGUGCCUUCGGAUCUCUGAGUGACGGCAAGUUUCCCGACAAAGAUUGUCUUCUUCCACUCAUCUCCAAGCUUCUUGGCUACUGCAUCGUCGCCGCUUCCACCACCGUCAAAGUCCCUCAGAUACUAAAAAUUUUGAAACACCAAAGUGUCAGAGGGCUUAGUGUUAUGGCCUUUGAGCUUGAAGUAGUUGGUUAUACCAUUGCUUUGGCAUAUUGUCUUCACAAAGGGCUCCCGUUCUCAGCUUAUGGGGAGUUGGCAUUUCUUUUGAUCCAAGCAUUAAUUUUGGUUGCAAUUAUCUACCAUUAUUCUCAACCUUUGGGAACCAAGACAUGGAUCAAGUCAUUGCUAUAUUGUGCUGUGGCACCCACUAUAUUAGCUGGUCAAAUUGAUCCCAUUCUCUUUGAAGCUCUAUAUGCAUCUCAGCAUGCAAUUUUUUUCUUCGCCAGGGUCCCACAAAUUUGGGAGAACUACAAAAACAAAAGUACAGGGGAGCUCAGCUUUUUAACUUCUUUAAUGAAUUUUGCUGGUUCAAUGGUGAGAGUUUUUACCAGCAUACAGGAAAAAGCUCCAACAAGUGUUGUUUUGGGCUCUGUAAUUGGUAUUGUAACGAAUGGCACCAUCUUGAGUCAGAUAAUCUUAUACCAGAAGCCACAGCCGAAGAAAGACAAGAAAAACGAGUAGGAAAUGAGGUUGGACGUUUGGACCUCCAGAGCUUUGCUUCUCAAAGGUUCAAGGCAUGCUCCAAGUGGACCCAAUUCCUCUGGUUAUCAAUGCUUGAGGGAACGGCGGCAUUGUUCUUCUGUAUGAUGACAUUUCAAGAUAAACUAAAGCAUUUUAUGUUGAAUGAAAAUGUAUGUUACCUCUCCAGUUAAAACUCCUUGUUUAUGCAUCACUGAAAAUUUUCAAAGGUAGCUUUGAAUGUUGCAUUGUUUAUAUAGAAAUCAUGAGAAGAUAGUGUUUACAGUAAUAUCUUGUAGUUUAUAAUCUUAUAAAUCUUUACCGUCA
Camellia sinensis is the source of this 1254-nucleotide messenger RNA. Its product is annotated as Mannose-P-dolichol utilization defect 1 protein. The record is from RefSeq and is a predicted model, not a curated record. NCBI's taxonomy places the organism in Eukaryota, Viridiplantae, Streptophyta, Magnoliopsida, Ericales, Theaceae.